GUUGAAAAUUGCAUCAAUGGAAUACAAUACAAUUCUAACACAAUACAAAAAUAUAAUAAAAAAGUAAAUAAAUUUAAAAAUAGAAUAUCAGGAACAUUUGUAUUUGUGAAUAGGUUACAAACAACAACCUGUGACAAUCUUGCUUUUCUUUUUAAAAAAUUACAGAAGUCCUCGUUUUAUUGAUCGAGGGACUUAAGCGCAUUUUUGUGUUAGCGAUCAGUGUUUGAUUUUUUAAUUAUUUUGCGUUCAAUUACAGAUCAUGAGGAAAUGUUAAAAUACUAUUAAAAAGUAAUUAAUCCUGAAUUAUGUCGCUAUUUUGUCAAGUGUUUUAAGAUAAAGAAAUUUUUUUUUUCGUUUCCACAGUGAAGAGUAUGAACAAAAUUCAGGUGGGGUAGUCGAAAUUUUUUAUAGUUUAAUUAAUAUUACUAAUUAUUAAUUAUACCAUAAAUUUGAGCAGCUAAAGAUAUUCUGAGUAAACCAAUAAUUGCAGAUCCGAUUGAUUUUGAAGGUUUUAUUUCAAAAAACAAAACUCUAAUUCAGAAUGAUCCACAACGAGAACUAUUAUUGUAUCCAAAUGAUGAUAUUUCAGAAAUCAUAAUACCAAAAAAAUAUAGAACAACGGUACCGAACUCUCCAAGAAUUUUUUUUGAUGAUAGUAAUGCCAAAAAUAGAGAUGCAUUUCUAGGAAAUCUUUUAACAAGACAAUCUUUGAAAACGUAUGAAUCACCUAGUCAUGUCAUUGAAUAUAAAUAUAGCGAAUAUGCAAAAACAGUGUCAGAUCUACCAAGAAAUACAAGUUUCGAAGUUUUAAAAGAAGAAAUUUACGAAGUUGAUAUUGAUUCAGAUCGGAUGGAAGAAAACCCAACUCAAAAGAGCUCAAUUACAAAACAGGGAUAUUUAUCAAAAGGUGCAGAUACUUCUUCUGAGCGAAUGUUUGCUCAUAUAGGUUCAAAAUCCUUUAAAAAACGUUAUUGCUAUCUAAGACAAGAAGUAGAUGGAACAUAUAUAUUAGAAUUGCAUAAGGAUGAAAAGCAAUGCGAUGCUAAAACAACUAUUGUCAUGGAUUUUUGUUCUGAAGUUAUUCAAAAUCCAAAACGUGGAAGAUUUUGUUUUGAAUUGAAAAUGUCAGAAGGUGGACAAAAAUCAGUAGUAUUAGUUGCAGAAAAUGAAGCUGAAAUGAAUGAUUGGAUUAAAAAGUUGAAAAUUGUUUUACAAAAAAAUAAGCUACAAGAUGACAAAAUUUCUAAAACUAAUGUGAAGACACAUUCGACAAGUCCAAACAUUAAAUAUGGCACAUUAAAAGGCUUGGAUCAAUCGUUAAAUCCACAACUUAUUAAAUAUGGACGUGAAACGGACAUUUCAAUUUCUCAAGCAAGAAAAGAAAACAGGAAACGUUUAUUUGGUACAAAUCACAAUAACUUCUUCAGAAUCUCUACCGAAGCAAAUUUAGAGAUAUUCAAAGAAAACUUUGGACAUAGGAUUAUUAUAAAAUGUGAAGAAAUAAAGUUUCGUUUGCAAACUUUUUUGGAUGAAAAUGAAAGACUUUCCCAAAUAGAGCCUUAUUUUACAAGUUUAGCAUUAUAUGAUGUAAAAUCAGCACGAAAAUUGACUGAAAAUUUUUAUUUUGACUUAAAUGAAAAGCAUGCACGGAAUCUUUUAUAUUCUAAUAGAGAUUCUGAUGAACAAUUUCAUUCAAAUGAAGAUGGAAAUAAUUUUUUGCAUGACAUUACUUCAGAAUGGGUUUUGCAUCCACGAAAAGCUAUUUUUAAUGUUACAUCACCCCAUUCUGAUAUCUUUAUUGUAGUUAAAAUUGAAAAAAUAUUACAAGGCAGUAUAAAUCAAUCAUCGGAGCCCUAUCUAAAAUCAUCAAAUAUUAAGUUGGAGCAAAAAACAAUAAAGACAAUAAAGCAAUAUGCAAACAAAGUGGGUCAGUAUCGAAUGCCUUUUGUUUGGGCUUGUAGGCCACUUUUUCGACUUUACAGUAAUGAGCUUGAUAAUGAAAGCGAAUUUAUGGCAUUAUUUAAGCAAGAUUGCAACAAGCUAAAGGAUGAAGAAAUCUUGAAAAUUUUAACUGACUUUCGUAAACCUGAAAAGAUGUCGAAAAUUCCAACAAUACCAGGUUCUUUUAGAGUUACUUUCCAGGAAAUUAAAGAAGACAUUCCUCCUAACUGUCUUACCACAACACUUUUGCCUGUAAAGCCAUUUUCUAUACCAACUCUUGAAGAUCCUACAAUUGAGAUUGUUGAAUUUUCAGGAAAUAAUGAAAAUGAAAUUCAUCCCUACUCAGUUUUUGAAAAUCAUCUUUUUGUAUAUCCAAUAUCAUUAAACUUUGAGACUCAAAAAAUUUUUUCACGAGCUAGAAAUAUAGCGCUUUCAAUAGAGUUAAGAGAUACUGAUACUUUUGAUGCUAAGCCUCUGAAGGCUAUUUACGGUAGACCUAUGCAAGAAAAGAUAUUUUUAUCUAAAUUAACAUGUCCGAUAUUGCAUCAUAACACUUUACCAACUUGGUACGAAGAAAUCAAGCUAAAACUUCCUACAAAUCUUACACCACAUCACCAUCUGUUAUUUUCCUUUUCACAUGUUUCAUGUAACAUUAAGAAGAAAGACAACAUAAAUUCUCCAAUAACUCCUGUCGGAUAUGCAUGGUUACCUCUACUAAAUAAGGGAAAAUUAAAUGUUGAAGAACAAUUGUUGCCCAUCGCUACUUCUUUACCCCCGGGAUACUUAUCUAUUCAGCCAUUAGGUCUAGGAAAAGGGAAUUCAGGACCAGACAUCUCUUGGAUUGAUAACCAAAAACCCAUAUACAAUGUAAAAUUUAGAUUAAAUUCAACUGUUUUUACAACUGAUCAGCAUUUGAACAACCUUUUUGCUCAUUCUGAAAAAUUGUUGGAAAGCGUAAAAGGAAUAAUUCCAUCAGAUAUAGAAACGUGUAAAGUUCUAAAGGCUGCUCAUGCUAUUGAUAUAAGCUCUGUGAUAUAUUUUUUACCAACCAUUUUCGAUCAGCUUUUUUUACUACUAAUCAAGUCGUAUAAUGAAGAUGUGAGCUGUAAUAUAAUUCGACUUAUGAUCAAUUUAAUUACAAUGAUAGCAGAGGAUGCAAACAGAAAGGAACUGAUUCUUUCGUAUGUUAAAUACAAUUUUAAAACUCCAUUUUUUCAAGGAAAACUCAACUCAAGUCCGAAAACAAUGAAAACUGUUCAUGAAGAAAUUAUUAAAUAUUUACCAGCAUUGCUCAAUCCUUCAAAUACAGACUUUCUACUAGUCAACAAAUUCAUGAAAUUUUCAUCUAUAAUCUUUGACAUUGUAAUAAAGUCGAUGUCUCAUCAUUUAAUUACAAGUGGAAGAAUUAAAAUGCAUAGAAAUGAAAGAUUUCCAAAGGAAUAUGAAGCACGAAUUGAAGCAUUGCUUCAAGUGCUAAUACCAUACUUAAUAUCUAGAUAUAAGGAACUGCCGAAUGAAACUCAUCUUUUGAAUAAAAGUCUUUCGAUUUUUUCGAAAAAAUGCAUGAGUUUAAUGGAUCGUGGAUUUGUAUUUAAAUUAAUAAGACAAUAUAUGGAUAAAUGGUCGCCUGGCGAUCCAAGACCAUUACAAGAAUUUAAAUUACAAUUCAUACAAGAAGUUUGCUCACACGAACACUACAUUCCUCUAAAUCUUCCAUUAAUAAUCAACUCAAAUUAUCGAUCACCAGAGAUUCUUAGUCAUUUUUGUCUCUCUGAAGAGUUUUGCAAACAGCACUUUCUUGCCAGUUUACUGUUGCAAGAAGUGAGGAGCUCAUUAAAUGAAAUUAGUCAUAUAAGAAAACUAUCUUUAAGCAUUCUCAGAGAUUUGCUAGCUAAACAUGAUUUAGAUAACAGAUAUCAAAGCAAGGGACAAUUAUCUCGAAUAUCAAUGCUUUAUAUUCCUUGGUUGGGAAUAGUCAUCGAAAACAUUAAUCGCAUCCCCGAUUGCUCAGAACCGAAAGAUUAUGCUGGUCAUCAGCGUAUUUCAAGUAAUAGUAGCUAUGUUUUUUCUCGUGACUUGACACCGAAGCUCGUGUCACAAAUAUCAACUCCUACACAAUCAAUCAACAGUCCAAUACAAAGUACACCCAAGUCCAAGCGUUUUACAAUGCAUGUAGAUAAUUCUAGAGUUCCUACACAGUUUAAGGAUUUAAUAGCUGGCCAAAGUUUAUUGAAAAAUGGAUUUUCUUCGUCAAGUCUCAACUCAGAUUGUAGUUCUAUGUCACAAGAAACGACAGUUGUAAUUCGCAACGGAGAUGAUAAUAAUUCCUCUUAUCAUCUCGGACAUAACAGAUCAAUUAGUAUGAUACAAACACCAUCUGUUCUCAGAAUCGAUAGAUUUACUAUACCUGAAUCAAAAGAUAUGUUAAUUUGCUUUCUUUUUACUGUUAAGCAUUUAUCCAAUGAUCAUAUGAUAACUUGGUGGCAUAAUUGCAAUGCUUCGGAGAAAGCAUCUUUCUUUCAAAUAUUAGACAUGUGCUUAGUUCUUUUUCGUUAUGUAGGUAAGAAGAACAUACAACUCAGUGAAAAUACCAAAAACAAUUUUAAUAAUAGUAAGCACAAAUCAAGCACACUUCCUGCCAGAAUUGUCAAUUCUGAAAGCGACCACUCAAUAGUAAAUUCCACACACGAAACUGGUACAUUAAAUCAUCAAACCCGUGAGAAUUUGAUUGAAGAAACAGCAAAAUUACAAAAAGCUUUGCAGGAUUCUAAUUUAGCUACAGAAGUCGGUAUGAUAAUACUUGAUUGUGUCGGUUUAUUUUGUAUACAAUUCAAAGAUUCUAUGGUUGAAACUGGAAUGUUGCCAAAAAUUGCUCAGAUUUACUUAAGAUUUCUUCAAAUUGGACAAUCAGAAGCUUUAUCAAAACAUGUUUUUGCAGCACUGAGGGCAUUUAUAAAUAAUUUUUCUGAGGCCUUGUUCAAAGGAACCGCAAUGCUUUGCGGUCAAUUUGUUUACGAAUUAUUAAAAUGUUGCGAUAGUCGUUUACAAACUGUUCGACAAGAAUCAUGUGCUGUUUUGUACUUAUUGAUGAGAAGCAAUUUUGAAUUUAGUGGAAGAAACGGAUUAACGAGAGUUCAUUUACAAGUGAUUAUAUCUGUAUCGCAAAUGAUUGGAAAUGUGAUUGGACUAAACAAUGCGAGAUUUCAAGAAAGCUUAUCUAUUAUCAAUAGCUAUGCUACCAGUGAUAAAGCUAUGAAGGAUACGAGAUUUGCAACUGAAGUUAAAGAUUUAACUAAACGAGUUCGAACAGUUUUGAUGGCAACUCAUGCAAUGCAAGCACAUCAUGCUGACCCUGAAAAAUUGUUAGAGCUGCAAUUAUCAUUAGCUAACUCUUAUGCUUCAACACCAGAACUGCGUCAUACGUGGCUUGUAACAAUGGCUAGAAAUCAUGAAAUUAAUCUAAAUAUGAGUGAAGCUGCUUGUUGCCAUCUUCACAUAGCUGCCUUAAUUGCUGAAUAUCUUAAAUUAAAAGGAAGCUAUCUAGUAAAUUUUGGAGCAGAAUCGUUUGCAAAAAUUUCCAAAAACAUCCCCAAAGACGAAAAAGGUCUCAAGUUAGAUUUAGGUGUACAAGACUCUCAAUACACAGAAAUGAUUUUGCUUGAUCAAUUAAAAAAUUGUGCAGAUUUUCUUGAUAAAUCAGAGAGAUAUGAGUGUCUUGGAGAAUUAUAUCGAUUGAUAAUUCCAAUGUUGGAGAAUCGUCGUGACUAUAGUGGUCUUGUUGAAUCAUAUAGCCAUUUGAGUCAAGCAUAUCAAAAAGUAAUAGAAUUUAAUCGAAGUGGCAAGCGAUUACUUGGAAGAUUUUAUAGAAUUGUGUUUUAUGGUCAAAUGUAUUUUGAAGACCAGCACAAUGUGGAGUAUAUUUACAAAGAGCCUAAGGUCACAACUUUAAGCGAAAUUUCUUUAAGACUAAAGAAACAAUUUGAAGACAAAUUUGGAUCGGAUGUUGUAAAGAUAAUAAUGGACUCAAAUCAAGUUAAUGUGAAUGAAUUAGACCAAAAGAUAGCAUAUAUACAAGUAACACAUGUUACACCUUUUUUCAUAAAAGAUGAACUUGAAAUUAAACAAAACGAUUUCGAACAAAAUCAUGAUAUUGAUAUAUUUAUGUUUGAGACACCAUUUACUAAAAAUCAUGUUGGACCUAGAUGUAGCUUAGUUGAAGAUCAAUGGAAAAGAAGAACCAUUUUAACUACAAAAUACAGUUUUCCAUAUUUAUUAAAGCGUAUUCCGGUAAAGGAUCGACAAAUUAUUGAAUUAAGUCCGAUUGAAGUAGCUACAGAUGAAAUGAAUUUAAAAGUAUCGGAGUUAACUGAUGUAGUUUUUAAUCCUUCAAUUGAUGUAAAAAAAUUACAAUUACGUUUGCAAGGAUGCGUCGCUGUUCAAGUUAAUGCUGGACCGUUAGCUUACGCAAAUUCGUUUUUGGAUCCAAAAUUUUCAACAAAGUUUGAUUCAGAAAAGAUUGAUGACUUAAAAGAAAUUUUUAGAAUUUUUAUAAGUGUUUGUUAUCAAGCUUUGCAAGUAAACUCACGAGUCAUUUCAAACGACCAAGUUGAAUAUCAUAACUCAUUAAAAGAAAAUUUUAAAAACAUGUGCUGUGUUUUGUCUGAGCUUAUGGAUGAAAAAAUAAUUUCUUUUGAUGACCAAAAUAAUCCUCAUCGAAAUAGUUUGGCACUGUUUAGCGCUAUUUCAGGUACAUCGAAUAACUCCAGUACUGCUUAGUGAUUAAAUCUUUGUUUGGCUAGCGCACAUUAGUCAACUGACCAAAUACUCUACAAAUGCAAAUAAAUUUAAAUGUAGACCGACUUUUUUAACUUUCUAUCUACAGAAAACAAUUCGAACAAAUAUAUAUACCGCUAUAACACAAUUUUUUAAUUAAAUAUCAAAGAAUUGGAACAGGCCUCGCGUUUCGAAAACUUUUUGUUUCAUGUGCAUAAUAAUAUUUCAUUAAUAAUUUUUUUUUAUUGUAAAAUACAUUCCAAAAAGUUUUAAAAACAAUAUUUCAUUGGUUGGCAUUUUAAUCUUACUCUACCUUAAACAAGAUUUCCCAAGUUCUAACUCUUAACUUUGGUUUAAUAUUCAACCUAAAAUUUUAAAUCAAGGUUAAAUGUUUAGAAACUGGAAAGACAUGUUCCUAAAAAAAAAUAUUAAAAAUUAACACAUAGUUUACAAAUAUAAAACUGUUCAAUCAAAUCAAUCAAAUCCGAACAAGAGUAUAAUUGAAAUUCAUUGCUUGCAAAUAGUUUCUGUUGAUAACAUUAAUGAUUAGUAAUAAAAUCUAAGAAGAUCAAAAUUUUUUUCAAUAUUUUUCGAGUUUAUUAUUAAAAUUUUAAAAAAAUAUUGACUUGAAUAAUAUCCCACCUAUAAUUACAAGUGGGAUUAUUAUCUCCCAGGUAGAUAAUAAUUUCACUUACAUUUCUAAGUGGGAUUAUUAUCUUUAUGGAACACGAUUAAAAUUAUGGAUUAAAUCAAAUCCAAAAACUUAUUUGUCAUAGUGGAUAAUAAUUCCACUUGUAGUAAUAAGUAGAUUUAUUAUCUAAUAGGAUUUUCAUCCAAAAAAAAUCCCACUUAUUAAUUUGUCAAUUUCAUUAUUCCAAAAACUUAAAUAUGAAGAAAACAUAAAUAUUGGUUGAAUGUUUGCUUUUUAAAAAUAUAUUAUUCCAAAUUGUUUAAAAAUAAAAUCAAGGUGGGUUUAACUGAUCUAAAGAUGUUAGCUAUGCCAUAUAAAAUUAUGUUCGAGAUUCGCUCGAAUGUUUAAAGAAAAUGUAGCCGUAAUUCCAUUUUGUUUCGCUUCCACAAUGAUUCAGAUUCGGAAAAAAUGUUCAAAAAUUCCUUGUGCACAAUACUUUUCCGACACAUUAGAAAAUUGAAAGUUUUUGUUAAUUUCUCUUGAUUUGAAUCUUUUAGCAUCUUCUAGAUAAUGUUUUCGUUCAUUGCUCAAAAAAUCAGUCCUUAAUAUAAAGGAUAAACAUGAUUUUUUACCAAAACUUUGUAAAAGUUUAUCAAAAAAUAUUGUGCAUGAUCAAAUUUUGUAUGAAAAUUGAUGUAAACUUUGAUCGCAAAUAUCUCGAAAACGGCAUCAAACGGCAUGUCCCCAGUUGUAUGGGAGAUAGAUUUAAGCUUAAUUAAUUGAUUUGUAUAGGUUUCAGAGAGGUCUUUGGAAGACUUUUUAACUUAUGAAUAGUUUAAGUUUUGUAAAAAUACUCAGAUUUCAAUUCAUUUUUAAGGCUUAAUAAGCAGAUUUCUAUUGAGUUUGUUGUUUUAAUAUGUAAAGCUAAGCUUAAAUUAGCUAGCAACUGCUUUCAAGACAUCCAAAUAACAACUUAAAGUAGAAAAAAUCAUAUUUUUUUUUCAUACACAAAUUGUAAACAAAUUUUGGGUGAGAUUAAAUUAAUGAUUUCUGGAGUUAGACAUCAAAUUGGGACGAGAUAUUUUCAUAGGAUAUGCCUUAAGUUAAGAUCUUUAAUCUGGCAUUUAAAAGAUGAAGUUUAAUUAAUAUGUUAUUUUUGAAUUUUUGAACAUUUUUUCCGAUUCUGAAUCAUUGUGGCUUCAUUCAUUCAACUGUUUAAAAAUCACAGUUUUGUUCAAAUGUUUAGAAGUAGAUAUGUUAACCUCUAAUGGGCAAAAUAAUAAAUUUUUGAUUCUUUCCUGAAAUUUUCCAAACGUCAUUCAAAUAAUUGUAAAUUGCCCUUAACAAAAUUAGAUUUGUAAAUCUAAUGAUAAUAUUUGUUUACACAUUUUGCUAAGAAAAAUGUAAAGAUUUAAACAUAAAAAGAACGCAAAAUUAAAAUUCUGUUGCUCAAAUUCUUAUUAAAUUAACUAGAAUUUUAAAAUGAUGGCAGUUCUGAUGCUUUUUAACCGUGUCUACAAGCCCCAAGAAGGUUUCCAAUGGUUUUAGACCAUUUAAGAGAUUUGAUUGUUUAUAAUCUCAAAAUUUCGAAGUUAUUCUGAUUAUUCAGGUAUACAGGGUUACUUAAACAAACUGAUGGCCACAAAUUUAUUGAAAAUGUUCAGCAAAUAAUUAAAGUGAUUCGUACAAAAUUCAAACGUAAUAUUUUGUAAGUUCUUUCAAACUUGAGCUCUUUUAAAGAAAAGCUUAAAAUAAAACCUGUCAGAACUAGUGUAUCGGGCAGAAACCCAAUGCGGGAAUUAUAUUCACACCGUACCAUCAAAAGUCUAAUGGAUAGACCAAGAUUAUCCCAGCAUAAGUAUGAAGGUAUGAAGCUUAACGAACAUUCUUUAAAAGUUUUUAAAAAAAAAUUUUCAUCCAAAGUUGAAUUUUAUAAAAAUCACAAUGAACUUUUGUUUUAAAAAAUUCGUGAGAAAGGAAAGUUUUUUGCUUUUUCUGAAGCAAACGGAUCAAAUGUAAAAAACUAGAAGUCCCUACGAUGUCUCGUUAUUGAGAUUUCUUGCUGAUUAACUUGCUUGCUUGCUUGUUUGCUUAUUUGCUUACAGAAAGCGUAUUUUGCGAUUUUCUCAGCAAUGCCACAACCAAUUUGAAAUUCGUUUUUUGAAAAUUUCAGGCACAAACUUUUCUUACCGGACCUUUUAGAACCAAUUUCGUUUUCUCAAAAAAUGCGAAAAACUGAUUUUUCAAUCUGAACAAAACCAAUAGAUUCACACGUGAAAACGAUGUGAAUAUAAAAAAAUUUUAUAUCCUAAAAUAGAUUUUAUAUUCACACUGUAUUCACUUUAUUUUUGUUUAGCUUGAAAAACAGUUUUUCGCAAUUUGAGGAAAAAAAGCAAAUGGUCAAAAACAGAAUUUAAAUUGGCUGUAGCAUUGAUGAGAAAAUCGCAUGAUACGUUAGCAAACAAGCAUCAAGGCAAGUAAAUCAGUAAAAUCUCAAUAACGAGGCAUCUUAGAGACUUCUAAUUAUUGCAUUUUGAUUCUUGCUGCGUUAAAAAGGAUAAGGCUUUAUUUUUUUAUUGGGUAAGGUAGAAACAACCAUUGCUUCCAAAAAAGCAAAAAACCCUGCAUCCUCUAUCCUGCAUCACGUGAACUCAAAUUUUGCCAAUGACAAAAAUGAUAAAAACGUGAUUUAUUAGUUGCGCACGUUUUAAAUUUUGAAAGACUUCAUUUCAAAACUAUUUGCAAAAACAAAAAAUUGAAAAUUUUGUGUGAAUAUGAUUUCUUGAGUGAAAAGAUCUUUGAUACAUUAAACAUCUAGGCUCUAGGCUUUUAGAAAAUUUACAAAAGGCAUAAAAAACCAAGUUUUCAACUUAAACAUUCAACCAAUAUUUAUGUUUUCUUCAUAUUUAAGUUUUUGGAAUAAUGAAAUUGACAAAUUAAUAAGUGGGAUUUUUUUUUGGAUGAAAAUCCUAUUAGAUAAUAAAUCUACUUAUUAAUACAAGUGGAAUUAUUAUCCACUAUGACAAAUUUGAUUUAAUCCAUAAUUUUAAUCGUGUUCCAUAAAGAUAAUAAUCCCACUUAGAAAUGUAAGUGAAAUUAUUAUCUACCUGGGAGAUAAUAAUCCCACUUGUAAUUAUAGGUGGGAUUAUUAUCUUUCGGGAAGGAUAAUAAUUUCACGUGUAUUUCUAAGUGGGAAUAUUAUCCCGCAGGGAACAUUUAAAAAUUUGCGAUUUUCGGGGUUAUUAUCCCGCAGGAUCGUGGAAUUCAUAUCUUUCGGGGAUUUUACCCCCCAUCCAAUGAUUCCAUUUCAGAAUUUCUAUUGUUUUUAAAUCUCGUCGUUAAAAUUAAAAUAAACUAUUCUGUAUGUCAAAUAUCCAAAUAUCAUGUGAGAACUAGUCGUCAAAUUUGCUACUACUUAAUAAAAUUAAAUGAUGAAUCUUAAUGAAUAAGUUUUGCAAGUUCUAUAAUAUUUUUGCCAUAUCUGUGUCAUCCUUGUUUUAUUAAAAUAAAAGUU
Molecule: messenger RNA, 10859 nt
Organism: Chironomus riparius
Lineage: Eukaryota; Metazoa; Arthropoda; Insecta; Diptera; Chironomidae
Source: the annotation of a GenBank genome assembly